AUGUUGCAUGCACCAACUGACCCAACACCAAUACCUCAAUCACCAAAUAUUACAACAUUAUCCCACACUCAGCCCAACCAAUUCCUUGACAACCUCCAGCCCAACCUUACUAUUACAUCUUCACCAAAUAACACCAUGCCGUCACCACCCUUCAUGCAACUACCACCUCUUGAACCCAUACACCCUACAAUCGACACACUCAUGCCAUCCCCAGUAACCACUCCACCUGUAGUUCCUCGGCGUAGUCAACAUGAACGCCACCCACCACCACACCUCCAAGAUUACCACUACUCCAAUGCCAUCAUGCUUCCCCCCGGGCUGUCAUCUUCUCGUCGAGGUACUCAUCACCCUUUAUCUAAUUUUGUCUCUUAUGAUCAUUUAUCUCCAUCUCACCGUUGCUUUAUCACUAGUCUCUUUGCCCAUAGCGAGCCAAAAUCCUUUGCACAAGCUUAUUUAGAUCCAAGAUGGAAGGAGGCUAUGCAUGCUAAAUUGACAGCUCUUGAACAAAACAAAACAUGGACUUUAUGCCCCUUACCACAGGGAAAACGAGCCAUUGGGAGCAAAUGGGUCUAUAAGAUUAAAUAUCGCUCUUAUGACACGAUCGAAAGAUACAAAGCCCGCCUUGUCGCCAAGGGUUACACACAAAUGGAAGGUUUUAACUAUACCGAAACCUUUUCACCCCUUGAUGUCCAAAACGCCUUCCUCCACGGCGAUUUGGAUGAAGAGGUUUAUAUGUUGCCUCAUCUAGGCCUUCGUCGACAGGGGGCAAAUAUGGUGUGUCGACUUCAGAAGUCACUGUACGGUUUAAAGCAAGCAUCACGCAAUUGGUUCUCAAAGUUCUCAACAGCCAUCAAACGAGCCGGAUUUCAACAAUCUAAGGCAAACUAUUCCUUAUUUAUUAAGGAAAUGACAACAUCGCAAUUGAAGAGCUUAAGGGAUUUUCACACAACAAUUUUCGAAUCAAGGACUUAG
Molecule: messenger RNA, 972 nt
Organism: Prunus armeniaca (apricot)
Lineage: Eukaryota; Viridiplantae; Streptophyta; Magnoliopsida; Rosales; Rosaceae
Source: the annotation of a GenBank genome assembly